CGAGGACUCGGCGAGAAGAGGGUCACCUGUGGGUGCCUCGGUCGUGGACUUCUCAGCCUGCGGCAAACGGCGAGGAAACAUUUCCGUGGGAGCCCUCCUCUCAGCCCCUCCAGCACGGAGGCGCCACGUGCCUGAGUCUCCAGGGCAAGCUAGGAGCUUGGAGAGACAGAGACAGCUUUCGGGCAUCCUUAGCAAACUCCUACUCCUAUGUUAAAGCCCUAAGUCUGACAUCCCCUCCUCCAGGAAGACCCUGUCCCUGUCUCUGGGCCUUCCCUGACUUGCAUGGGCCUGGGCCCGCAGUUCCUCUUCCCGGGCCCGAGCGAGCGAGCGGGGUGCGCCCGAGGCCACGCAGGUCCGCAGGGUCGCCCGCGUCCAGGUGAGCCGCGCGCGCAGCCCCGGCCCAGGUGUGGCGGCGGGACCCGCCAGGCUCCCCGGAUGGAGGGCGCCGUGCUGUGGGCGUCGUCGCUGUGGCUGUGGCUGUCGCUGUCGCUGCUGCGGGGCCCGGGCGGCCAGGGCCUGUCCUGCAACGUGACCGCGGUGGACUGGGCGGCGGAGUUCGAGGCCGAGUGCCUGAACCUGAGCGGCCUGGGCGUGCGCCCCCCGCGCAACGGCUCCCUGCGCGCGCGCCGCCUGGCGCUGCUCGACCUGUCGCGCAACGGGCUGCGGGAGCUGCCGCCGCCCGGCUUCUUCGCGCAGCUGCCGGGCCUGCGCGUGCUGCGCGCCGCGGGCAACCCGCUGGGCCGCGUGGACACGGCGCUGGCGGCGCGCUGCCCGCGCUACAGCAGCCGCGACCGCGGGCCCCGGCCCCGCGCGCCCGCCCCGCGCCGCCCCUCCACGCCCGACUACGAGAACAUGUUCGUGGGUGACCCCGCCGCCCCGCGCCAGCAGGACCGCCUCGGGGCCCAGCAGCCCCCGGAGGACGGCGACCUCUACAUGAACUACAGGAGCCCGGACGCCGACUGCUCUCCCGUCUACUGCAACCUGCAGGCGCUGGGCCGGGCCGCGCCGGGCGAAGAGGAGUACGUGGUUCCCGGGCGCUGAGCCCGCGGCGCCCCGCCC
Molecule: messenger RNA, 1059 nt
Organism: Microcebus murinus (gray mouse lemur)
Lineage: Eukaryota; Metazoa; Chordata; Mammalia; Primates; Cheirogaleidae
Source: RefSeq, a predicted model, not a curated record